Molecule: messenger RNA, 848 nt
Organism: Culicoides brevitarsis
Lineage: Eukaryota; Metazoa; Arthropoda; Insecta; Diptera; Ceratopogonidae
Product: ankyrin repeat domain-containing protein 39
Exons: 1
Coding region: 1-603 (200 amino acids)
Molecular function (GO): protein binding
Source: RefSeq, a predicted model, not a curated record
AUGACACAUCCGUUUCCGAGUCAGGCUAAUCUGAGGAAGACAAAUCACAAUUGCGUGGGUAUCGUGAAUCACAUCCAGCCGAAUCCCUCGGUGUCCCAAACGCUCGAAGAGCUCGAUUUUGAUCGCGGAAUUUGGGCGUGCGCCAUGUACGGCGACUACGAUGCUCUUGCGAAGCACAUCAAGAAAGGGCAUGUCAAUGAUCGCGACGCCAACGGAUACACGGCACUCCAUUAUGCCAUUCGAACGGGUUACACGCGAUCUGUGACGAUGCUUUUGGAAGCGGGAGCCGACGUGAAUGCCCAAACGAAUGGCGGCGCGACACCUUUGCAUCGGGCUGCGCUCUGGGGACACACCGAAAUACUCAAAAUGCUGCUCAGUAUUCGCGGUAUUCGGAUCGACGUGAAAAACGAGGAUGGGCAAAAUCCGUUGCAUCGCGCCGCUGAGGGAAAUCACAUUGAGGCAUGUCGUUUGCUGCUUGCGGCAGACAAGCAACUCAAGUAUGAUCGCGAUGUGCAAGGACGACUGCCCUUCGAUUUGGCGGAUGACGAUAACACGGAACUGCUGCAAUUGCUGGUAGUUGAUCUGCCUGCGGGUUACAUCUGAAACGCAUGUGAUAACUGACAAGUGCUUUGGUUAACGAACUCCCAACUAACAAUUACGACGAAAAAAAAUAUAUUUACAAGAAAAAUUAUUUUUUGUAGAAUUCAUCAUCUUUAUAUGUGUUUAAUAUAAAAAAAUAAGAAAAUUAUAUGAAAAAUAGAAAAAAAAAACAAAUAAAUAGAUCAAAAUACUUCAAACUAUGUUACUAAUUAUAUUUACAAGUAAUAAAAUACUAAUAAAGUGAAUCA